Salvia splendens (bonfire salvia) is the source of this 1851-nucleotide messenger RNA. RefSeq names its product TLC domain-containing protein 2-like. Gene Ontology annotation, cellular component: plasma membrane. Bases 361 to 1122 code for a protein of 253 amino acids. Gene Ontology annotation, biological process: plasma membrane organization; membrane assembly; regulation of membrane lipid distribution. The transcript has 4 exons. Lineage: Eukaryota; Viridiplantae; Streptophyta; Magnoliopsida; Lamiales; Lamiaceae. The record is from RefSeq and is a predicted model, not a curated record.
GAUGGUGGUUACUCAACUGCACCAGAGCUUCAGGCUUAUGAAAUCAAAGUUAAAAGCAAAGUGGAAGUCAUUGAAGCUGCUCUCAAGCUUCAGAUGUUCAGCAGCCGUCCGAUAUGUUGCUAGUUUAGAGAUUAAGUCGUAGCCGUUAGAUCUAACUAGUCGUUAGAUGUGUCAGCUUAAAUAGUAGUCAAAGUCUGUUUUCAAUUCAGUUUUUCUUUUAGCUGUAGCUCGACUUCUUCAAUCAAUAAAGAUCGAUUUUCUCUCUUCGCACGAAUCACUCAAUCGAUUUCAUCCUCGCAAUUACAGAUAGCCACCGAUUAUAACACAGCUCAACCACCGGCAAAAAUUACCGAACCAAAUAUGGCGAAGGAAGGCGGUGCGAACAGGAAUCGGAAAGAGAGCGAGGCCGGAGCGUUUUUUAUGGCUACUCUAGUGAUGUGGAGCGUCUCAGUUUUCUUCGAAAUCCUCUUCAAUCAGCGCUCGGAGCUACUUCCUAUCAUCACCGGCUUCGCUUUUUUCCAGCUCGCCAACGCCGUUAUAUCGAACUUCGUCUCACCUGACCCGCUCUUCGUCAACACGUGCGUUUCCCUCCUCCAUUCAUCCAUCACCUCCGCCUCUGUGGUACUAAUCUUGCUGAAUCAGUCAAUGGAGAUUGGCGUAGAUAAGAUGUUUGAACACUCACAAUUGGUUGAGGAUACUUGGCAAUGGGCAUAUCAAGCUCUGUGCUUUUCGUGCGGUUACUUUGCAUAUGAUCAGUUGGACAUGCUGCUCUAUCAGUUGUACAGUGGUUGGAUCCCCGCAAUCCCAGUGCAUCACUUAGUGCUCCUAGUUUGCUUCACGCUGGCAUUGUAUCGGAAUAUCACCAUCAACUAUCUUAUCCUAACUCUCAUUUGUGAGCUACUUCCAGUCUUUUUGCAUGUUUGGAAAGUUCGCCGUAUGGCUGGCAUCCGUAAUGCUGGGAGCAAGAUUGUGAAGGCAGAAUGGGUUUUCAAUUGGUUGACAUUUGUUUUUGCAAGAUGUGUGUCUCACAUUCUUAUCACAGUCAAGCUGGUCAUAGAUGCUUCCAAGUUUGAUAAGGGUGUGGAGCUCCCACUUACUGUCUCGAGACCCUUGUAUGCUUGAAGUGUCUAUGAAAGAAAUCUUCUAAUGUUGCAAAGAACUGAAGCUGUCUUACGAGCGAUGCAAUUGUUCUAUGGCACUCGGUAAGCUUAUCAGCAGCAAUAACCAGAUCCUCCGGCAUAAUAAAAAUUCCAUAAGAGUAAUGAACAAGCAUGAGUGUUGGAAACUUUAAGUGAAUGACCUACCUGCUCAACUUUUGGUUCACUGUUUGAGUGCAUACUUUGCUGGAGCUCGAAUUCCCGGAUCAUUCUGUGAGUCGACUCUUGAAGACAUGGUUGUAGAUUCUACUUUGAUGGUGUGGAGCUCAGAUUCAAGCGACUCUUUUCUCUCAUAGACUGCAUUUUGCUCGUUUUCUAGCUCGUCCAACCUUAUCCAUUGAAGCUCAUAGUCAUGUAUUGUUCUGGUUAGUUGGCUCUCCAAUUCCUGAUACUUAUAUUUCUUUAUUUCAGCUGAUAUUUUUCUUUGGUCUACUAUUUCUGUCUCGGUUCUUGCUGAGUUGAUAUUCAAGCGACUCAUUUGUUUCAUAGACUGCAGUAAGCUCGUUUUGCAGCUCAAGGUGCCUCAUUUUAGCUUCUGCAAUCCUACAGUUUCGCCACGAAGUUAAUUCCGACUUUUCUAACAUAUUUUCCAAGUAAACUAUGGAUCUGAGUAUUUUGAGACCGAUCAGGAUUUGAACUUAUUUUAUCCUUUGAAGUCCAAUACUUACCUAAUUCAAAGCUGACGAUUGAUUUA